Gloeophyllum trabeum ATCC 11539 is the source of this 2712-nucleotide messenger RNA. Its product is annotated as ras GEF. Gene Ontology annotation, cellular component: plasma membrane. The record is from RefSeq and is a predicted model, not a curated record. Gene Ontology annotation, biological process: positive regulation of GTPase activity; Ras protein signal transduction. Gene Ontology annotation, molecular function: GTP binding; guanyl-nucleotide exchange factor activity; GTPase activity. The coding region runs from base 259 to 2577 and encodes 772 amino acids. The transcript has 11 exons. NCBI's taxonomy places the organism in Eukaryota, Fungi, Basidiomycota, Agaricomycetes, Gloeophyllales, Gloeophyllaceae.
UCAGAAAGUAGUGAAACACCAACGCAUGCCGCAAGUAGUUGGGGUUCACAUUCACCUUGGCCCGAUAUUUCUAUCGCAGUUGUGGGCACGUCUCACUGUGGCAAGUCGACAUUCGUAGAGACUGGCUUGUGUGCCUAUGGCCUCUCGAACCCCCUAGCGUGUUCCGUGCCGUUAGGAGAAAAGGGCGCCUUCGAGUACACUUUCCGAACAGGUAGGAUUCCUCGGCCGCACAGUGGUCGUACGCGGAUACUGGGUGUGAUGGAGGUGGACGUCCCUGCUCGAAGCUUGGAUCACGUGUCCAAUACCGACUGUCCCAUCUGGCCUGGCGGCGCUCCCGAUAUCCAAGGUGUACUUAUCUGCUAUGACUGUUCGGAUGAGCAGUCCUUCCAGCCAAUCGAGAGCUUGCUACGAGAAUACAGGGAGCUCAAACUGCCAAUGGUUGUCGUCGCUUGUAAAUCCGAUAUGGAACGUCGAGUCUCGGCGCGUAAGGGGCACGCAUUGGCAAGCUCCUUUGACACCGGUAUCGUCGAAGUUAGUGCUGCUGACGAAGCGGGGAAGGAGAAAAUGCAGCGAUGCUUCGACUGGCUCCUGCGUGCUAUAUUCAAGGAUAAGCGUAUGUCACGGUUCGAUCUUGGCGGAACAUAUCGCAAUCCAGCCUCCCCCGAUGUACUGGAAACGCCGACUUUCUGGGAGCCACCGCGCUCAAGCAAUGCCACACCUACGCCAGGGUCCGUCGCUGCUCCUCACAUGGUACUGUCUACUGCAGGACCGCAGAAGCUCCCGCGAUCAACCUUGUCCUCACACUCCCCGGCUCGCCAAUCACCCCGAUCGCAUACCCGGGUGUGCUCUACCAGUGACCUGCAUGCUGAGGAAGAGAGGAAAGGGAUUGGGGCGAGAGACAAGGACGUGGAGGAUUCUAGCAACAGAGAUGUUCUGGAAUUUCAAGCGAACAUGGCCACAGCGGGUGCGGGUGGACCUGCCCAAGAGGGUCCUUCAGACAUCGGAGAAUCUGCAGAAUCUCUACCUGAUAACAGGGAGAGGGAUGCGCCGGUGCCGUGGGCGACUUUGGAGCAACUUCUGGACAAGCUACUGUUCCUUGCCGUUAGUGGCGAUGAUCCUACUUUCAUAACUCAUUUCUUACUGACUUACCGUCGGUUUGCGACCCCGCGGGGAAUUCUGUUAGCUAUGCAGAAGCGCAUGAUCCAACUCAGCCAAACAUCGGCCGACCCGAUGUUUGCCUCAUUCGCGCAAAUGAGAAUAUGCCAUCUCCUGGAGAGAUGGAUAAGGGAAUAUCCUGGGGAUUUUGCCGUCAAAGGCACACAAGGGGCGUUCAACGCUGUGUUGAAUUCCAUUCUGGGCAAGACGUACCUAUUACAUUAUGGUUCUGACUUCCUCCCUUUUCGUGAUGCUUUGCCAACACUGGUGGAUCGGGAUGCCGCAUGGGCUUUGAAGACAAAUGAUUUUAUCGAAAUCAGUGAUGACUCGUCCUCGAGUCACCACGGAGACGAUGAAGUGGAGACAGAGAUUCGUGCCACCUCCAGAAUCGAGUCCGCCAGUAUUGACUCGUUUCGCGGACAAGCCCCUCCUCGUGAGCGUAGGCCGAGCUUGCCGCUUACUGCAAAAGCGUUGGUGGCACAAACAUCCUCUCCAUCAGUCAAUUCCAACGAAACAGACCCGUCUGAGAUGUCACACAAGCAGCUCUUGAAGGAGCUGCUGAAGAUGGUGCACGAAGUCAAUAAUCUCGAGUCUGCGCAAAUUGCUCAGGAGAUCACGAGGAUGGAAGCGAGACUCUUUCUCGCUAUUAAGCCUCGACACUGGCUUCAGCAUGUCCUCGUCCCCGGUCGCAAGGAACCGGACAUCGAUCCUAUCGCCCGUUUCAGCCAAGUGUCUAGCCAUCUUGCCGACUGGGUUGUCUCCCUUAUUUUAUGUCACGAUAAGCCGAAAGCUCGCGCAAAGCAAAUAGACAAGUUUGUGGACGUGGCCUCUCAUCUCCGCAGAAUGAAUAACUAUUCAGCGCUGCGUGCAUUUGUCGCCGGCAUCAACAACUCGACCUUUCCGGGGGAUGAGACAAUGUGCCUGUUCAAAGAAAAGUCGGCGCAGAAUCACAAGCUACUUCAGUCCUACGAUGUUUUGCUGCAAUCCAUCCGUUCGCAUCGCGCAUAUCGUAUGGCACUCCGGAACACUAAAGGUCCCUGCAUACCUGCUCUGGAAGUUCAUAUAUCGGAUCUGAUCCGAACGCAGGAAGGCAAUCCUGACUUCAAGCCGGACGAUGGCACCAAAAUACACUGGGGGAAAUAUAAUCUCAUGGGUAAAUUCAUCUCCACAAUCACUCAGUGUCAGGACCAAUGUCGGAACUCUACCGACUAUGACUUCCCUGAGCGACCAAACGUCGCAGAUUUGAUACUAAGGGACUGUAUCAUGGGCGAGGAGAUGCAGCAAGCACGUUUAGCCUCGGUGUCCGACGUGGGGGGCGGGCAAGACGAUAACUACGGUGCUCCUGCAGCCAAGCCCACGUCCCGUGAUUAUGCGCAGUCGACGAAGGAUCCGACGCUCAUAAAGAAGAUCUUUUUCUGGUAAUUGAUUAUAAUCGGACUCAACUAUAUGUACACCGUACCAGUGUUGGAUUUCGGUUCUUAAUGUCCCUUCACAUUGUGUUUCUUAUCCCCCGCACUGUGCUACAUGACUUCGUAUGAUAUUCGCUCUAAUGCCUCG